Pseudo-nitzschia multistriata is the source of this 2126-nucleotide messenger RNA. Lineage: Eukaryota; Bacillariophyta; Bacillariophyceae; Bacillariales; Bacillariaceae. The record is from the annotation of a GenBank genome assembly.
CCGGACAAAAAAAGAAUAAGAACAAAUUAAGAUCACGAUAGCCUUUCACCAUGAUUGGCCCUAGUUCUAACAGCUCGUUUUCGAAUGGUAGCUAUGGUCUGCCGCCGAGUUCGAAGGCAGCCGAGGCGGAGUUAAUAUCGAAAGCCACUCAGACGGCAAUUGUCGCUGCGAGAUCUAUUCUCAUGAACGGAGGAAGUGAGGAUGUAGCUUUGAAAACAGCCAAGGCAGCUGCUGAAUCGGUGCUAAAUCCCAAAGCAUCAGACAAUGAUUCAAUUUCGGGUCGAAGCACACUGGGUGUGAGCAGUUUAGGAGGCGCCUUUGGAAGCAAAAAACGAAAGGCCAAACGACAAGCCGAAGUAGUUGCAUCGAUGGCCCUUAUGUCUGCAACUUCGGGGCAUCCGGGUGGAGGUAGUAUUGCGGGCGAAUUGUACGGGAAAAAUAUCAUUACCGUACGCCAUGAUGAGCCAUCAGUCCUAUCAGGUUCCAUCACUUCUGGGCGCCGUUCCAUCACUUCUGGGCGCCCCCCUAAAAUGCCAACACCCAAGUCACAGGUAUCCCGAAAUAAUAAUUAUAGUUUCAGGGAGCAUUCUCAAAUGGAAGGGAUAAGAGAUGCUGUACCAAAUCAAGAGGCCUCUCCGUAUGAUCUGAGCAUCAGAAAUAGAGGAUCUCGUCUUUCAAGUAGUAGUCCCAUGCAGAAUUUCACACAGAGGUUACGGGCACUGUCCCCAACUAGCAAUGAGAGUUCGGGAUUAGAUAGGGAAGAAGAUGGAGAAACUUCCACCGUAAACAAUGCAGACUCGAAUUCAUUAAGUCAAACCAGCACCAUGGAUUCGAACGUUCAAUCCUCUGUGGACGCUUCUCUUCGGGGCAGAUCCGAGUCCGAAGACGAAUCCGAUGUAGACAUAGAGUCCGAUGAAGAAUCCGAUACAAUUCAUGUGAGAGAUCAUCUUAACGAAAAAAGAAAAACCUACAAAACCAUUGGUGCCAAACGACAAGAAAAGGAACAAUGGGAUCUUGGUGAAAUAAUCUUGCGUCCGCUUGCUCUCACAAUGAAUAUUAUGAGCUGCGGACAAAUUGUUAGUGGGGAAGCUGCCGGCGACGUCGAUGCGCUGGAAUACAAACCAAAUGGGACAAAAAGGCGUUCUGGAAGAAGAACCGGAAGAAGAACCGGAAGGCGUCGAGCUGGAUCUCCCGCUUUCGAGAGCCGAGACGACACGUUCGAUUACGACUGUGACGACAACAGAAAGAAAUCUUCCUACCGAGACCAAGAUUUCACCUCUUCAUACUCCGGAAGCUUCUUGAGUUCCGCAAGCGGAAUCACUGAGGGUGACUCCGAAGGAGAAAUCAAAGUUCGCAGUUCGAUAAGAGAGRCAAUGGAAAGCCUCGUGACCAAGUCGAAAAAAAAGAAUCGAAAAGGCAAGUCCAACGGUGAUGGUAAGAGGCAAAUCUCGGAGAAAUCGGCAGCAAAGAUUGAUUCCAGUACAGCCAAUGCCUCAAACAAGAAAAAAGCUCUAAAACGAAGAUCAUCGUUUUUCAAGAAGAAGAAAUGUAGCGUAUAGGUACACAGAUGUUAUCUCAAUUUAGUGAUGCAGUGCCAUCCGAUUCAAUCACCCUUCAAGUUUAAGAUUCAAAGCAAUGGAAGCUGGUGUUUGAAACACAACAGCUGGAAGAGCUGCACAUGGUAUUGUGAACGAAUUUAUUGCAUGGUAGGCAAAGUGAAAGGCAAGAAGCACGAGACGAAUGGGGGUGAAAAUGCACACAACAAGAAGUGCUGCUGUASCACCAUUUCGGUCUCAAAUCUAAGAAGAAUAAUUACGAAAUUAUCAUGAUAAGGAUCCAUCCCAUAAGAAGGUCUACGUUACCUUCGACAGUCCGUGUAUCAUUAUUGUAAGCACAUCAAAAAAAAUACUKUGUUGUUCAACAUAUUUAGGAAACUCUUCUGCUCUUCCCAGUUUACUCUUAUUCGGAAGUUUUCUUACUACUAGAACUACUGUAGUACCCCGUUUUUGCAACCCACUUCUUUUUUCCACAUGAUCCUGGUAGGGAAUUCUACACAAAUCCCCCAGGGGGCAGUACGUAAACUGGCAUCACUCCAUUUACACAUGUAUUAAAAUUCCUACCUAUUU